AUGCACUGCACUUCAGGUGGAGGCGCUUUGUUUCUCUCCCCCUCUUUGCUUGGGCGUUGCAUUGCACAUUGCCGUGCACCGCCCGCUGAAUCAUUUGCUCCCUCUUCGUCUCUCUUGCGUGUGCUGCUGCUGCUGCUGGGUGGUGGUCUGUGUGGUGCUGUUCUCCCCGCUGUGUGUGUGUGCACCCCUGCGGGCCAACCCCCUUGGCUGCUGCAGCCCUUUUCUUUUCUUUCCAUUGCUGCUGCUGCCGCUCCUCCUCCUGUGCGCUGUGUCGUGUCGUGGAGGGCCGCACCGCCUCCCGCUACACCCCGCCGACUGCACGGAGUGACGCUAUCAGGCAGGAGUUAA
Molecule: messenger RNA, 348 nt
Organism: Trypanosoma grayi
Lineage: Eukaryota; Euglenozoa; Kinetoplastea; Trypanosomatida; Trypanosomatidae
Exons: 1
Coding region: 1-348 (115 amino acids)
Source: RefSeq, a predicted model, not a curated record